Molecule: messenger RNA, 699 nt
Organism: Suillus plorans
Lineage: Eukaryota; Fungi; Basidiomycota; Agaricomycetes; Boletales; Suillaceae
Exons: 4
Coding region: 311-688 (125 amino acids)
Source: RefSeq, a predicted model, not a curated record
CAUGAUAAACUUGAUUGAAGCGAUUUAGUCAUGUUGGAGUGCGAUGAACUGGAUUCACUUGCAAGCAAACUCCAGGUCAGAGUCUUGUAUACGUACAUGAAUGAUCUUGGCAGAAGCCGCCUACGGUACCCCCUAAUUGUUCACACAGCCAUAUUAUUACGUCACGUGGCAACCUUGAUAGUACUGCGCUUGUUCUUCUUCAAGGUCUCUAUCGAAGACGACAACCGACCACGCAAGCGACCUUCUCACAAACCAUCAUUAUUGUUGUCAAACACACUCGGGCCUAAGAAGCGGAGCACUAUAAAUUGGGAUGUUAUUCUACCUUUCUCUUCUCGCAGUCCUGGCAUCACUGGUGAUGGUCGGCUACCGCUACCGUGCAACUCUCCCUACGAGAGUUAAGGCUUUCUUCCCAAGCCUUAACCACUACACGCCGCUUGCCUCUUUUUCUGAUCAGGCGCGUGCGGGGCUGAGCUCUCCGAUGUUCGACAUCGAGUCAGCCAAUAUCGCUGAAGGAGAUUCACGAGCGGGACUGGAUGAACAGGGAACGCAGGAGGUGCUGGACAUCAUGCGUGCCCAACGGGUCAAUUUCGAUCAAGCAAGAUUGAUUCGCCACAACCAAAUCCUUGCUCGCAAUGGGAUCGAUCCUUCAGGCAUGCCACUUGAUUCAAAGGCCGUCACGAGGUUGUGAUCGAUUUCUCU